Molecule: messenger RNA, 3545 nt
Organism: Aethina tumida (small hive beetle)
Lineage: Eukaryota; Metazoa; Arthropoda; Insecta; Coleoptera; Nitidulidae
Product: U2 snRNP-associated SURP motif-containing protein
Exons: 12
Coding region: 135-2930 (931 amino acids)
Biological process (GO): RNA processing
Cellular component (GO): nucleus
Molecular function (GO): RNA binding
Source: RefSeq, a predicted model, not a curated record
CACCUUGACGUUUACCCGAAAAUACGGAUGGCAGAGAAUGUGUUACAGUGUUUUGUACAACAAUUUUACCACAUAAACAUCAUAUCCCGUUGAAUUUAAGUUAUGAUUUGACUUUUUACAACUAAUAGUACAAAAUGACGGAUAAAAUAAAGAACAUACCUGAACAAAAGUUAAAAGCUUUUUCCAUUGGAACCAUGGGGAAAAGGAAUAUGUCUAAGAAAGAAUUAGAAGAACUCCGUAAAAAAGAGGAGGAAAAGGCAGCGGCCCAUGUGUUUCAAGAAUUUGUGGAGACGUUCCAACAAGCUCCGUUAAAUGGCAGUAAUAAAGUUUGGGUCAAGGCAGGAACUUAUGAUGCAGGAUCAAGGAAGGAAGACACAAGGGAUAAGGGCAAAUUGUACAAACCACAGUCGAGGAUUUCUAUGUCACAGGAACUCAUCACAUCAGCUGAAAGAGCUCAAGCCUAUGCCAGUAUUUUGUCUUCUGAUAAGAAACCUGAACGACUGGGGAAAAAGAAAUCCCAACCUAAAAGUAACUUGGAAACGUUUAUGGAGGAGUUAAGACAGAUACAAGAAGAACGUGAGGAACGACACAAACACAAAGGAGCUUUACGAAAUGCAAAUCCUAUAGAAUCAGAACUAGACCUGUUCAUGAGAAGCGGCGACGUCGGUUCGUUCGACAACGGCGAUCCCACAACCACCAACUUGUACCUGGGCAACUUGAAUCCGAAAAUAACGGAGCAGCAACUGAUGGAAAUAUUCGGUCGGUACGGUCCCUUGGCCAGCAUCAAAAUCAUGUGGCCCAGGUCCGACGAGGAAAAGGCCAGAGGAAGGAACUGUGGCUUUGUGGCUUACAUGAGCAGGAAAGACGGCGAACGGGCGCUCAGAAAUUUAAACGGCAAAGAUAUUCUGGGCUACGAAAUGAAGCUUGGUUGGGGGAAGUCCCUAAUUCUUCCGCCACAUCCCAUCUACAUACCUCCUGCCCUCUUAGAAAUCUCAAUGCCACCGCCACCUUCCGGCUUGCCUUUUAAUGCUCAACCCGCACCGAGGGACAGAGAUGUCCUACCCAAAACCACUGAAGAACUGAACGAAAUCCUGUAUAGGGCCACAGUUAAAGUCGUGAUACCCACAGAUCGAAACCUUCUGAUGUUGAUACACAGGACGUGUGAGUUCGUCGUUCGUGAAGGACCGAUGUUCGAGGCCAUGAUUAUGAAUAGGGAAAUCAAUAAUCCCCAAUAUCGAUUCCUGUUUGAGAAUCAAAGUCCUGCCCACAUCUACUACAGAUGGAAGUUGUACUCUUUGACCCACGGUGAUUCUCAGAAGGAAUGGAGCACCAAGGAGUUCAGGAUGUUCAAGAACGGCUCCAUUUGGAAGCCGCCCCUGAUGAAUUCGUACACGGCUGGAAUGCCUGAGGAGCUGGUGCUCCAGGAUGAUGGCAAAGACGCUACCAAAGGAACUCUUUCCGUUACGCAAAGAGAUAGGUUAGAAGAUUUAAUACGGGGUUUAACACCGGAGAAAAAGAAAAUAGGGGAGGUGAUGGUGUUCUGUAUUGAGCACAGCGAUGCGGCUGAUGAAGUGGUUGAAUGCAUUACAGAGGCAUUGUGUAAUGAAGGAACUGCAAUUACCAAAAAGAUAGCAAGACUGUAUUUAGUGAACGAUAUUCUGCAUAAUUGCGGAGUUAAGGUCAAUAACGCCUCGCAUUAUAGAAAGGCGUUUGAGGCGAAGUUAAUAGAAAUAAUAAAGGAACUUAAGAAGACGUUUGAUAACCUGGAUGGUAGAUUAAAGGCUGAAGGAUUUAAAGUAAGGGUCUUAAGAACUCUUAAAGCAUGGGAAGACUCCAUCUACCCAAAGGAUUUUAUGAUUAAAAUACAUAAUACCUUUUUAGGAGUGGAGGAGACAGAAGAAUCUAGUCCACAGCUAGAAGAGUCCUUUGACAUUGAUGGUGACCCACUGGACAAUCAGGAUGCUCAAGAGGGAUACGCGUCGAUUGAUGGGGCUGCUUUGCUGAAAAAUGCUUUUAAGGAGUAUGGUAGUCCUGGAGAGGAGGAAGAUACUGACAUUGAUGGCGAGGAGAUAAAGGAUGAUCCAACGGAGAAGAAGGACACAAAUUUAAGCGGAUUCAUCACAUCCAAGUGGGAGACGGUAGACCCGGAUCAAAUAGAGGCACAAGCAAUGACAACCAGCAAGUGGGAUCUUCUUGAGAGCAGUGCAGACGUUAGCCAAAGUAGUAGUCAGAAUGAAAGUCAAGAGACUUUUGAUUAUACAGACACUAGGAACAUGACUGAAGAGAGACGAAUUAAACUGAGGGAAAUCGAGGUGAAAGCCAUGCAAUACCAAGACGAACUCGAGUCGGGUCAAAGAAAUCUCAAAAGCGGCUGGACUGUACCUGAACAGGUCGAACAUUACAGGCGAAAACUCCUUCGUAAAUCUGAGAAAGAGAAAAAGGACAAGGACAAGGAGCCAAGGAGUGAAAGACACAAGCGAGACUACGAAAAGAGUGAAAGAAGGACACAAGAUGACAGUUCCGACGACGAUCAUUAUUACAAGGAACUUACCUCUAGAAAAAGUAAAAAACAUGCACGCAGCUCAUCGAUUGGUUCAACGUCCAAACACAGGUCAAAAAGUCGUUCGCCACCGAGAAAGAGGAGUAAUCGAGCAUUGAGUCCACCAAGUCCUCCUAGGAUAAGGAGGCACUCUCCCCCAUCCUCCCGAUCCCGUAAAAUGAAAGACGUAUCCCCAUCCAGUUCCAACGGAAAGUAUGCCUCGCCGAGAAAUUCGAGGCACUCCCGUCAUUCCCCAGCCUCUCCCACGAGGUCGAAGCAUCACAAAUCGACCUCACCCGGAAGAGGUAGACACCCCAGUUCCUCUCCCUCACGUUCUAGGUAUCAUUCCCCAGACUCUUCCAGAAAACAUCGACAUAAGCACAAGUAUUAAUUUAAUGUGACUCGUUUUCUCCAUCGUUUCGUUCAUUUUACUUCUACCUUGUGGUGUGCCCUUCAAACUAUUUUUUAGUAUUUCUAGAUAUAAUUUAUUUCAAUUGUGGGUACAACUUCAAUGUGGGGUAUACUGUGUCUAAAUUUUAUAAAUGCUGAAUAAUUUGUAAAUAAGAUUGUAUUUUUUUUUGUUAGUGUUUUUUCAUACGAAAUGGACUUGCAACAGAAUGUCUUAAUGUGACAUCCAAGCAUAAGAAGUGUAGAAGGCGCUUUAUUACAGGGAAGGUCAGCAACGUCAGCGUCCCGUAUCAAGUGCUUAUAAAUAUAUGGCAUAACUUACUUUGUACCAAGUUGUGGUAUAUUUAUGGGCACAUUAAGACUUCUAUGCUAAAGUGUUACGUUAUGAUGUUCUGUGACAGGUCUAUACGCACCUUUAGAAGCGUAGACUUCUUUGUUCUGGCUGUCUGUUGCAGAUAAGAGGGAACGUAUCUUUCUCUUUCUUAAUAAUUGUAAUUUGAAAGUUUAUUUUGUACAUAAUAUUCCUGUUUUUUUUUUCUAAGACUACCAUGUACUACACUUUUAAUUUUAUUUUGUUAAUAAAGAGUAUUUAAAUUAA